Messenger RNA from Darwinula stevensoni, 2669 nucleotides. Lineage: Eukaryota; Metazoa; Arthropoda; Ostracoda; Podocopida; Darwinulidae. The record is from the annotation of a GenBank genome assembly.
AUGAAUGAGAGGAAGGAAAAGGAAGAAAAAGAUAAGGAAGAUGAGAAAUAUAGGGAGCCUGUGUUCGUGCGAGGCCCGCCGGGCCCCGAGGACUUGCUCCACGGGCCUCCGAAGAGAGUGGAAGUGUUGGAGAAGGGCUUGGCUCGACUUCCUUGCGAUCUCCAGGUCCCUGCACACGGAGAUAAUGUCGUCCUGGUUCUCUGGUACAAAAUUGGCAUCCGCACCCCCAUCUACAGUUUCGACGUUCGAGGGCGGGACUUCAUGAACGCGAAAAAAUGGUGGGAUGAGGCGCACUUUGGACAAGGGGGUAGGGAAAGGGGGAAAUUCUUACACGGAGAUCAACAAAGGCCCUUCACGAUUCAAGACGUGACAGAAGUGGACUCGGGUCUCUAUCGAUGUCGCGUGGACUUCAAAUUCUCGCCCACUCGGAACGGACUCGUAAAUCUCACCGUCAUCGUGCCUCCCGGGACGCCCGAGAUCCAGCCGAUUCGAAGACACGGGGUGCAGGUCAAGGUCGGUCGGAUUCUGGGCCCUGUCAACGAAGGGACCUAUGUGGAAUUGCUCUGUCGAUGUCGACACGGUGAUCCCUCGCCACAACUGAGAUGGUUCAGGGGAGACGUCGUCAUAGACGGCACGUGGGAAGUGUUCCAAGAGGACAGAGUUCAGGGGGUCGAAGUGAGGAAUGUCCUCAGCCUUGGACCGUUGACGCCGUCAGACGUAGGCGGGAACCUGACUUGCCAGGCCUGGAACCACGAACUCGCUCCCCCAACCUCCACCUCCAUCAUCAUCAAACUGAACCUGAAGCCAAGACGAGUGGAAAUUCGCGAGAAGCCGAAUUUCCUAUCGGCCGCGGUGGAGACGAAACUGGAGUGCGAGACGUGGGGAUCGCUGCCUUCUGCUUAUAUUAAUUGGACCCUGGCCGAUAAGAAUCUGACUGCAACGACGACAGAGGUGGGGAACAGGACGUUGAGCGAGUUGCGUCUGAGGGUGAGGAAAGAGGACUCUGGGAAACUCCUGUCGUGCACAGCCAGAAAUCCCCAUUUUCCAAAUCUCGUCCUUUCGGACGCUUUCAUCCUCAACGUUCAUUGUGAGUUGAAGGAAUCUCUUGAUUCUGACGCCGUGGAUCCAUCGACGUCUGAUCGGUCUCGUCUCGAUGAAGAUGCGCCAGAUGUGUCCCUGAGGUGGGGUGCGUCAUUGGCCCUGGGACUCGACGGAAAGGAUGGAAUCGAAGAAGGGAAAGAUGUAUACCUGGAAUGCAUUGUCCACGCCUCGCCUCCAGCUCACAUCCUCUCCUGGACUCACAACGGAGUGAGUCUGGUGCAGAACGUGAGCAAAGGAGUGAUCUUGAGCAAUUACAGCCUCGUGCUACAAAAUGUUCGCAGAGAAAGUGGAGGGGAAUAUCGUUGCUCCGCUUCCAAUAUCCUCAAUGCAACCACCAGUCCACCUCUAUAUCUCAAUGUCAAGUAUGCUCCGGUGUGUCGAGAGAACCAGGAUCGCACAGUAUAUCGAUUGAGUCGAAGAGAAGAAGCCAGUGUGAAGUGCCAAGUCUUUGGCCAUCCUCCUCCUACUAGCUUCAAAUGGACUUUCAACAACACCUCGGAUCUCGUGGAUAUCCCCCAGGAACGAUACACCAGUGGGCAGGAAGAGAGUGUCUUGCGAUAUAUCCCGAUGACGGAGCUGGACUACGGGUCCCUUCAAUGCUGGUCAAGCAACAAACUCGGAACUCAGCAAAUUCCCUGCAUCUUUCACGUCAUCCCUGUCCGGAUACCGGACCCGCCACAGAACUGCACGUUGAUGAAUUCCUCCCCGGAUUCUCUGGAAGUGGAUUGCGACGUGGGGUUCGAUGGGGGAUUACCGCAGCAAUUCCUCCUCGUAGUUCACGACGAGGAGACCGGGGAAUUACUGAAUAACCUGAGUUCGCCGAAGGAGCCGGUAUUCCGAAUCCAGGGACUUGAAGGUGGUCGGGGUCUUCGUCUCUCCAUCUUCUCUUUCAACGACAAAGGACGGAGUCCCACCGUCUCGCUUUCGGCCACCAUCCCUUCCAUGGCGGCCAAGAGGACCACCGGUCAAGGGUUGGUGCGAGGGAUCCCCCUGGCGCCGGUGCUGGCGAUUCUCUUAGGGGUGGUCGGUGGUCUUCUCCUCGUCGCCCUCGUCAUCCUCGGGCUACUAAGGAGACGAGGAAGUUCGCGUGGGACUGGAAGUAGUACCCCUCCCACGCCUCCAGCUCCUCCCCAGAACCGGCCGCCAUCCUCUUCCCCAUCCAAGCAUUCUCUUAUGACAGACGAAGAGAAUCCAGACCUCAUUCUGCAUCACGUUCAAGCGGGAGGAGGAGGAGGAGGAGGAGGGACGUCAUCAGGGAAAGAAAUUCUGGUCACGGAUCCUGGACGACUCACUUAUCCAGGGAGCUUGGGCGUUUCUCUUCCCAUCUGGCUUCAUCCCUCUCGCCAGAGCCUCGAGAUGUCCCAAUGGUCGAGUUUUGAACAGGGAUCUUCGAUCCCUCAGCUCAGACCUAAUCACACUUCUUUGUCCUUCUCACCUGCUAGGUGAUUUUUUCAGCACUGAAUGGAAAAAAGUGAUCCCGAGUCACACAUCAAAUCUCUUCUCAUCUGAUCUGUGAUAGGCUUAUUCUUUUUAUCAUAAUGAUUUUCCUCUGCUUUCUUUGUUACCCU